Messenger RNA from Triticum aestivum (bread wheat), 2930 nucleotides. Its product is annotated as histidine--tRNA ligase, cytoplasmic. Gene Ontology annotation, biological process: histidyl-tRNA aminoacylation; mitochondrial translation. Gene Ontology annotation, molecular function: ATP binding; histidine-tRNA ligase activity; RNA binding. The coding region runs from base 66 to 2723 and encodes 885 amino acids. Lineage: Eukaryota; Viridiplantae; Streptophyta; Magnoliopsida; Poales; Poaceae. The transcript is spliced from 6 exons. Gene Ontology annotation, cellular component: cytosol; mitochondrion. The record is from RefSeq and is a predicted model, not a curated record.
UGACUCAAGCACGUCCACUGGAUCACCGUCCCUUUUCCCUCUUGCUCUAGGGUUUUCCAUCUGCCAUGGCUACUCCCGCCGCCGCCGCCGUGACGCUCGCGGGCAAGGGCGCCGUGCUCACCCCCGCCGCCGUCUACGCGCUCUCCGUCGGCCUCGCCGACCCCGUCAUCGACGCCUCCGCGCUCCAGAGGCUCUCCAGCCGCGCCCCCUCCCCGCAGGAGACCCCUGGAUCGCUCCGGGACCUGGAUUUGGCGCCGCACGAGUCCCGCGCGGCCGCGGCGGUGCUUCUCAACAAGCUCCUCCUGACGGCGAAUGACUCCUCCUCCGCGCUCGUCACCGCCGCGACGGCCAACGCCCUCGCCGGGUCGCUCGAGCUCGCAGCGGCGCUGCCACCCGCCACCCGCGACGAGGCCGCCGUCGCCGCGGCGUCCGCGCCGGUGGCCGUCGCCUUCGCCGCAUUGAUCGACUGCUGCGCCACCCCUCUUGCCCGUGUCGCCGACGCCCUCGCGGCGCUGUCAUGUGAGGCCGCGCGGGGGGGCGCCACGGCGUUCGACGUGCCCGCGUCCGGCGACGGCCUCUCCGACAAGGACGAGGCUGAUGUGGGCGCUGAUAUCAAGAUGCUCUUAUUGGGGUCCAAGCUAGUGGGCAACGGUGGAGACGCCUCUGCGGCCAUGUUUGCCAAGGUGCCUGCUGUCAACGGAGCUCUCCGCGAGUCUGUGCGCGCACUGCACAAGAAGGUGAGGGUUGAGCUUAAUGCUCCAGUGAAGCUGGGGAAGAGGGAUGCUAGUGGAACGGGUGAGGGGAAGGAGGAGGCGUUGGUGGUACUGGCGACACAGCUUGCAAGGUCGUUGAAUGCAAUGUGCAAACAGAGCGUCGCUCGCGCAAGGUUCUGUGCAGGGAGCAUUGCUGAGGCCGAGCUCCGGGAGAAGCUUGCCGGUGGCGUUAAUGUUGAUGAUUUGAAGGGGAUGCUCGAUAAAGUUAUGGUUGAUUCAGAUGCGGUGUCGGUAUUGCGGGAGGUGUACAACUACUUGCUCAAGUUUAGGGACUUCCUUGCAUGGGAGGCAGCUGUCGCGAUGGCUGUGAUUGAAAUGGACAGUUCAAUUGAGAAGCCUCAAGCUGGUGGGAAGAAUGAAGCUGGCAGUUCAGCGGAGAAGGCACAAGCUGGUGGGGAGAAAGUGAAGGGUGACAGGAAAAGCAAGAAGAAAACGUUGGGGAAGGGAACUUCUGCUGUACUCGCUCUGCUUAGGGAGCAUGCUACAGAUGGAAAAGCCGUUGCUUGUGUGAAUUCUGCGUUGAUUGCAGAUUGGGGAAUUGAGCUGUCUCUGUUGUUUGAUCCUAAGUGCCCCAAAUUGGACUCCCUUGUGGAGAAAGUCAAGGAGAUUGUGGAGAGCAAUGAAGUAGGAAGAUUGCCUAAAAUUCCCAAGGGAACACGUGACUUUGGGAGAGAGCAAAUGGCCAUAAGGGAGCGCGCGUUUUCAAUAAUUACAAGUGUAUUUAAGAUGCACGGUGGUGUUGCACUUGAUACCCCUGUAUUCGAGUUGAGAGAAACCUUGAUGGGCAAAUAUGGUGAAGACUCCAAGUUGGUAUAUGACCUUGCUGAUCAGGGUGGUGAGCUUUGUUCGUUGCGCUAUGAUCUGACUGUUCCAUUUGCCCGUUAUGUUGCCAUGAAUAACAUAAGUGCCAUCAAGAGAUACCAGAUAGCCAAAGUAUACAGGAGAGAUAACCCUUCAAAGGGAAGAUAUCGAGAAUUCUACCAGUGUGACUUCGACAUUGCCGGAGUAUAUGAGCCUAUGGAACCAGAUUUCGAGGUUGUCAAAGUUUUGACUGAAUUACUGGAUAAGUUGGAUAUUGGCGUCUAUGAGAUAAAGUUAAAUCACAGAAAGUUACUUGAUGGAAUGUUGGAGAUCUGUGGUGUGCCUGCUGAGAAAUUCAGAACAGUUUGCUCAAGUAUUGACAAGCUAGACAAACUAACCUUUGAAGAGGUGAAAAAAGAACUGGUGGAAGAGAAAGGUGUAUCAAAUGAAACCGCUGAAAAUAUUGGCAGUUUAGUGAAGACAAAAGGACCUCCACUAGAAGUUUUGCUAGAGUUGCGAAAGGAGGGCAGCAAGUUCAUGGAGAACGAGGGGUCUGUUGUUGCAUUAAAUGAGCUGGAGAUAUUAUUCAAAGCUCUAGAAAAAGCGAAUGCCCUUGACAGGAUAAGUUUUGAUUUAAGCCUUGCUAGAGGCCUUGAUUACUACACUGGUGUGAUAUAUGAAGCUGUGUUCAAGGGCGUCACACAGGUUGGCUCUAUUGCUGCUGGUGGCAGGUACGACAAGCUUGUCGGCAUGUUCAGCAACAAGCAAGUCCCUGCUGUUGGCGUCAGCCUUGGAAUAGAAAGAGUUUUUGCUAUCAUGGAGCAACAGGAGAAAGAAAAGAACCAGGUGAUCCGGGCCACCGAGACGGAGGUUUUGGUGUCGAUUCUGGGCAAGGACCUCAUAUUGGCCGCCGAGCUUGUGAACGAGCUGUGGAGUGCUGGGAUAAAGGCAGAGUUCAAGCUCACCACCAGGGUGCAGAACCACAUAAAGUAUGCGACGCAGACAGGCAUCCCGUGGAUGGUGCUGGUCGGCGAGUCCGAGUUGAGGGACGGGAAGGUGAAACUGAAGGACAUUAGGGCUAACCAGGAAGAGGAGGUUCCAAGGAAAGAUUUCGUUGAGGUGCUGAAGCAGAGAUUAUCUAACCCUUAGAGAUGAAAUCUUCGAAAGAUGUAGAAUGUGUGUGACUGGGCGAUACAUCGUUGUUGGUUUUCUUGUGCAUCCAUUUUGCUGAUGCUGAGAUGUGUACACAAGACGGUGCGGCUCCUUGAUUUAAUACUGAUGAUCACAAAUUGUUUGAACUGUUGCCUUGUAUGUUGAGUGCUUGGUGGAAUGAAAUCCCUGAAUUCCAAACUUACA